Messenger RNA from Fomitiporia mediterranea MF3/22, 1772 nucleotides. RefSeq lists its product as uncharacterized. The transcript is spliced from 7 exons. The record is from RefSeq and is a predicted model, not a curated record. Bases 120 to 1772 code for a protein of 550 amino acids. Lineage: Eukaryota; Fungi; Basidiomycota; Agaricomycetes; Hymenochaetales; Hymenochaetaceae.
ACCUAAGCGAUCUCUUCGCUGUUGUUUCUGUUUCUUUGAAGUGCGCCCAUUGAUGCUUACAUUUACUUCAUGAAUAAUACCGUCUCUACCUUUCUUCGUCUAUCCGCUGCAUUUUAAUAAUGGCUAGACAGAGCCGUCACGGACGCUUUGACGUCUGGGUUGAGAUUGACGGUAGAAGGGCAGAGCAAUACGGGGACGGCGUGAAUGGGCGAACAUCAACUUGCUUUAUCAUUAGUAGAAAUGAAGCUGAACUGGCUGUAUAUGUACAGGAGUUCAAGAGUACGGCGAUAGCAUCCGCACGCGCAGACGUAUACAUGGAUGGCAAACAUAUCGGAAAAUCAGUGCUGUCUCCAUCUGGCCGUCCGGCUUGGUUUCCGGGCUCAUGGCUGGAUAACUUUACUUUGAAGCCAUUUGUGUUCACAAUGGCGGAGAAAGGUUCUUCCGUAGGCCGUACAUCAGCAAUAAAGGAUGCUGGGAGAAUCGUAGUCCAUAUUAGUGCUAUCGUUCCCAUUUCAAAGUUACACGAGGACAUCGAUGGGUCUCCCCCACAGCUGCAGGCCUGGACCCCUCUACCCGCUACGGAUGACAUUUUUGGUCUGGAAACUCAUCGUAUUGUGCUAGCAGAUACAGUUAAGCGGGCGAAGUAUGAACCUCAGCAUGAUAUUUUCGACGGUGAAUUCGAGACUCGGCCCUUCGACGAAAGUGAUCCCGAACCCAUCGCCACAUUCGAAUUCAUCUAUGGACCGGAAGAGUUCGUCAUGCAUCAUUGCGAAGAUGAACCUUCCUCCACUCCUGCUUUGCAUGCGGGACCUUGUGAGCGCCCAAAGGCAAAUCACUCCGCUGCACGGUACCCAGAUGUUAGAGCCUCGAACAAAUUUUCUAACUUCGCACCAGUUUCCGAUAUGCCUUCAUCAUCUAAGCAUAGCAAGAUAAAGUGCACAAGGUGCGCUGACGCAGGCCAAGCGUGCAUACCGAACGGCGGUCCUUCAAACACCUGCCAACGCUGCAGAAGGUUAAGGAAAGGUUGCAAUCUACCUAUGAUGCUCCAGCUCUCAGCAAAGAAGCGCAAUCAAUUGGACCAGUCGGAUGAUGGAGAGAGCGAAUACGUACCUCAAUUACGCCACAAGAUCAUUAGGACUUACAGACGGAACAGCGAGAAUAAUGCUAGUCAGCCAAGUGAGCAGAAAGCCACAGUAAUCGCACCUUCAGAAGUCACUUCAACGGAAUCAACGCAGUCGUUUGAAAUCGUGGAUAAAGACGUUGACAUGUUUGAAAACAACUACACCCGCGGCUUUUCUCCUGAACUGGAACCUGACUACGGACGAGCUCCCAGCCGUGCUCAGCUUGCACGAGUUCAAUCGGAAUCCCUCUGUGGCGAAGAACUUGUCCAGGAGGCUCCCGGGAGGGAUAGAGACCAAACCUUCAAUACCCAUGAAGGGCAAGGCGCUGAGAUCAAGCAUAAAGCGCAAGCUGGAGCAUUUACUUCUCAGGUUGGUGGUGCAAUGGACGUGGAUCCAGCAGCAGACACUGCUCCAGGCCUUGCACAGACAGAUACAUCGAACACCUCCGACACGUUUCACAGAAAUCAAAUCCUUCAAACAGUUCGUUCUCUCUCAGACAAGCUCAUGGAACACGUUGAAGGAAGUGCUAUAGAUGUAAACGAUCCAUUCGCAGAAACUACUUUGCAGUUUGUUUCUCAAUGUGACAGUUAUUUCAGGCAACUUCAGGCUAUUAAUCUACAGAAUAAGAUGGCAAGAAAAAAUGGACUUUGA